This is a messenger RNA of Cylindrotheca closterium, 1800 nucleotides long. NCBI's taxonomy places the organism in Eukaryota, Bacillariophyta, Bacillariophyceae, Bacillariales, Bacillariaceae. The record is from the annotation of a GenBank genome assembly.
AUGAACCAACCACAAACACAACCAAAAUCAUCCCCACUCCUCGAAGAAAUGCCAGAUGAUAUCAUCUCAGGCAUUCUUUCAUACUGUGACUUUCCCACAGCUGUCUCGCUCGCAAGACAAACCAACAAAUCCUUGCGAGCAAGAACUAAUAGUGGACGCAUGUCUCACCUUUGGCAAGCGAUCUUUGAGCGCUACAACUUUUCUCCAGUAGAAGAGGCGGCUGAGCAUGACUACUUUAUUCAGUGCCAGAAGCGACGAAAGCUCCUUCUAGGUCUAAUGAAAUGUGAUGAUCGCAUCCACUCCUAUGGAAGACGCGAUGGCGAUCGUAAGGUCCAAUUCCACCCAAUGACUCCUUCUGAACAGACUAUGGAAGAAGGUGAUGAUGAUCAAGCUGCCGUCAUCCAACAAGACAGCUUUGUAUGCACCUCGACCUCUUCUGGUACUGGAAUUGCAAUGAUGGAUCCCAACGAUGGCAGCAUGUCAGUGAUUUCCAACUAUCUUGCACCAAACGAUGAUGAAACAGUGCAAGUACUCCACCUCCAAGCCGAAGAACAAUCUUCUACUCGUCAGCCUGCUAAUGAAGCUGACAAGCCACAACACCUUGCUGAUGCCUACGUAGGCAUUGAAGUGAAACCAAUCAUUGACUUUGAAACCCACACACUUAUGGCAGAUUUCCUUUCCACAGUCCGAAUCGUCAAGACUCCUUCCUCACUCAGAGAUCCCAUCUCUACAGAGCUGGUGGCUUGGACCCGUCCCAUCGGCGAUGCCACCUACGGCGACCGAAUGUCUCGCCACAUUCCAGGCGCAUUCCGUCUCAUUGAUAUGGAUGCCAAGACCCGACGCGUCUUCGUCUCCUUUCAAGAAAAGGAAGAAUCGAUGCGAUGGAUGAAGUGGAAUGCCACUCCCGCCAAGAACCAAGUCCUUGCCUUUUCUUUGUUGAAACAGAACCAAGUCGACAUCUCUGAGGAAUUGCCUCAACCGGACUUCAUGAUUGACUGUGAAGAGGAAGUCAGCGCCUUCUCUGUUGACUGCACUGGUGAACAUGUUGUUUUGGCUACUGCUGAAAAGAACAUGGAGAUUUGGCAAGUGGACCAAGCCUCUGCCAGUCGACUGGAAUCCAUUUCUCUCAAGAAAGCGCUCCAAAAGAGCAUCCAAACCCGACUUUCCUGGUUGAAAGAUUUGAUGAAACGCCAAACUACAGCCCAAAACAGCAUGGACCGACGAAUGAACGAGCCUUGCGUCCUCAGAAGACAACUUGAAAAGCUUUCGCUGUCUCCCAUCCAGUCUAUCCAUCUUUCGAAGUAUUCAUCGAUUGAGCGAUCUGGAUUUGUCACCAUGCAUCAAGAAGGCAGAACACUGCUACAUUGGCGCAAGGUGUCUGGAAGCUUCGAGAUUGUUUCGAUGAUUACCAAUCCCCUUUCCACCCAACUGGUGCCCCAAGUGGAGUUCACUGGAACCAAGGUGCUAAUUUACGGCAGAAACGAGGAGAACACCAAAGCAAGUGUCCUUGUCUACCACGUUGCCAAUGCAGAUAUGCCCAUUUCUGAUGAUUGGAACAAGGAUGGUGGCAAGAAUGGAGGCGGAGGCGUGUACAAUCUCUGUUCCCCAGCCAGUAUUCGUUUUGUCAACGAAAUCCGACCCAACGCUAUAAGUGGAAUCCAAGCACCCAAGAGUACCAGUCCCUUGCAUUUGACGUGCAACGAAAGAUUCCUUGUCAUGAAUGUCAUGGCUAGUGAAGAAUGGACUGGUUCAUCGGACCUUACACAAGGUUUGUUGGUUCUUGACUUGGAACAGCAGUGA